CACAAAUGUGAAUCGGGAACAGGUGAUAGAUUAUAACAAGUAUCUGAGUUAUCUUUUCAAAGUUGUCUUAAUUUUGAAUUAUACCUAUACUAACAUCUUUAGUGAUGAUGGAUCUAAGUUCUCCUGUUAAGCGUCACUUGAUGCCUUUACCACAAGUGGAAAAAAUCAAACUGGAAAUAGCUGAGAAAGAUAAAGAUCCACAACUACAAAAAUUCCUGUCAUACUCGUUAGAAAGUCAGAGAAGGCAGCAGGUCAAUUUACUAAAUAUCAAGCGAGCACAUGCUGAAUACAGAAGAACACAAACUAAAUUAGCCACAUUACCAAUUCCAAGAGAAUCACCGUUUGUACCGAAUUUUAUGGUUAGCGAGGAGCUAAAACUAACAAAAAACUACAACCUUAUGAAAUCUUAUGUAGAAAGUAGCAUAAUACCUGAAAUUCAGGAUGACUGGUUGCAAAAUGUUUUGGCGAAAACUCCGUCAAAGCUAAAAAUUGGAAGAGAAUACAAAUUAAAUGAAAUCUUGAUAGAAGUUAAAGAACACUUUUUGGAGAGCUUGAGAAAAUCUUUGACUUCUCAAACUUUAAAGCGACCGAAUCUUUCUCAAUUUUCAGAAGAUAAAUCCAUUGGCAAAAGAGAAUUUUCAAGUAUAAUAAGUUCUCACCAGUCGUGGCAUUCCGAUCUUGUCAAGUAUAAAAAAGAACUUGUUUCUCAACUAAUAAUAACACACCAUCACAUGCAGAAGAUUUUGUGUUUAUGCCAUCAAGAAUUUUCUAGUAUGAGAUUAACUAACGUUCUGAAAUACAGAGAAUUGGGAGCUAUCGAUUUUGGUGAACUACGAACCUUAGUACAAAAAGAGAUAGACACGAAAUGUGAAUACCUGCUGCAUAACUGGUACCCGAGGAUACUCAAAUUAUUCUCGGACAAAAAGUCCGUACCAAAGUUGAAGACAAAAAAUCUUGAAAAAUUCUUCAAUUGUGUUUCAACACUAUUAUCUAUUCAGAUAAAGCAAUUCUUGCAAAGAAAUCUAUUGGAAUGGGUCGAAAUUUUUGACGAGGAUCACAAAGAAUACCUUCCGAUUUUAAAAAUGUACCUGACUUAUGAGGAUCAAACCAUCCUUUUCUAUCCUAGUUUCAGUGAUCUUGAAGAUUUAAUAUUUUUAAUUACUGGGCUCAUCUCCAAUUCUCUUCAGAAUUACAUUCAUGAAACAUCAGAUACGAAUAUGAUGACAAUUGUUUUGGGAUUCGGAUUUCCAAACAUUACUGAAAAGAAUAACAAAGCACUAUUAACUAUUUUUAUACAGAUGUUUUCAUUUAGGCUUUGUGAGUUCAAAUGAUCUGCUAGCUUCAGGAACAUAUAAUGACUAACAUAAACCUCUUGGAUGUAUAUUUUCUUACUGUGUUAAUACAACAAUAUCGUUUCCCA
Schistosoma curassoni is the source of this 1420-nucleotide messenger RNA. The record is from the annotation of a GenBank genome assembly. Lineage: Eukaryota; Metazoa; Platyhelminthes; Trematoda; Strigeidida; Schistosomatidae.